Lingula anatina is the source of this 7631-nucleotide messenger RNA. RefSeq names its product 3'-5' exoribonuclease HELZ2. Gene Ontology annotation, molecular function: 5'-3' DNA helicase activity; protein binding; RNA binding. The record is from RefSeq and is a predicted model, not a curated record. Lineage: Eukaryota; Metazoa; Brachiopoda; Lingulata; Lingulida; Lingulidae.
AGUUUCUCUGCAUGUAUGUGCCAGAUGGUCUCUACCGUCGUGAAGAAGCACUUCAGCUUGUUAAGUGCCAGUGUUUCACCGAGGCCAACGAAUCCUUCAGUGCACUUAUAGGGGAUAUCCUCAGAGUGGCAGAUACUGGAGUGCCAACCCCCCAAAGAUUAAUGGUCGAAUUUUACCAUGGUCGAGCCAUAUGUAGAUUUGAAUUGGAUUUACUUGUGGAAGCUUUGGGAGAUGUGCACGAAGCACUAAGAUGGGAAAAACCAGCUAGGAUAUUAUCUUUACCUCCUGAAAUUCCUCUUAUUCGGGAUGCCACCAUACGAAGAUUACUAGAACAACUGCCGUAUUGGAGACCGCGUAUUCCUGAGUUGAUAAAGAAACUGCAUAGCUUUGGAGACGAUAGUUUUCAGCAAAAAGAGUUUGUGCAUGCUUUGCUGUGCUACCGUGACGUCCUUAUACUAUCUGGCGUCGUCCGUGAGUGUCAGAUAAUGAAUAAACAAACUACUGCUCGACUGCUUCUAGGGUAUUCUGAAUGUUGUCUUGAAAUAGCUAAAACGGACAUGGACGUUCUAAAUCAGAUGUUUGCAAAACUAUGUGGAGACCAUUGCCAAAAAGCGCUUGGUCUUAUCGAAAGUGAACAAAAUGAAGACGAAUGUCGUGCACUGUGUGCAAAGGCGUACGAUUUGAAGUCGAGGGCCUUCCAUAACCAGGGAUACAUUAAAAAGGCCAUCGAAAUGGCAGAGGAGGCAAACAGCAUCUUUUCCAGUGAAACCAGAGAAAAACAGAUACGAAUAUUGAAAAGAAUGCAGGGUGAAAUCGAGGCCAAAGAAAGGAGGGAGUCACCCAAAUACGACCCAGAUUGGAUAGCGGGACUUGUGCCAGCUUCAAGCGGAAGAGUGGAAAAAUUUGCUUAUACAAAGAAAUCGACAAAAUCAAAUAAGACAACGACUACACAUGAUAGAAGAAACAGGCAGGCGACCACCGCUAGUAACAUCAUGGCUGCCACUGAAACUGGUCGAAGAUUCCCAGAAACAAUAGCAUCAAUAGAAAUGGAUCUUGGUCAGCCAAUGACAGAAGAGGAUCUGGCGGAUUUACGGCGACUUUUUUAUGAAAAAACACGCAAACAAUUUCCGUCGAGAGUUCCUGAGCAAUCGACUGGAGCAACCCAAAAUGAAAAGGCUGCUUGUACGCCAACCACUGCGGUGGUUGAGUACGAGCCUUUGGAAGAAUCGAUGAUCCAUGUGGCGCCACCUGUGUUCCCGGAUGAAGAAGAGGAGAAAAACACGCUGGAUCAGGAAGUCAUGGAGACGGAUUUUAACGAUGCUCUGUAUGAAGACCCAUUUUCAGAAUCUUUUGAAAAUGAUGAUUUUGGCGACCAUGGCAAUUUAUAUGAUUUUCACUCAAAGUUCAUGCUGGAGAAAAAAUUACGUGAGGAUCCUUCAAAAUAUAAACUCUGCACCCUUUACAUAGAAACCAACCAGAAAGCUCAUGCAAUCCCGAUAGGCACAAAUGAACAAAUACCGCGUAUUGAACUCUACGGCAGAAUACGUUCUGGACUUGCUUUUAAUGAAUCGAUUGUUGUCGUUGAAGUGUUUAACCCACCUGAAAAUGAUCCGAUACCAAGCCAUACAUACAGAGGCAAAGUAAUUGGUGUAUGGCUCGAACCCCGUGUCAAAAAGUUCUCUCGAUUUGCAUGUACCAUUGACGACUACCGCAGUAACCUUGCAAAGCCAAUAUGCCGGACAGCUCCCAAGAUCGAGCUCCUUGGAUUUCCUGACAACGUGCGAGAAAAAGAUGAAGCAGAUGUUCCCAUAUACUCUGUAGAAUAUGACGGCCAAUUGAAAUAUAAAAAGAAGAUGAAAAUAGAGGCCAAAUACAAAGAUGACAUCAUACUCUUGGUAAGAUACCUGAAAUGGAAGCCCUUCCGUGUUUUUCCUCUUGGAGUUGCUGUUGGUGUCUUGAAGGGUAGCGCAUCACUAGAGCGAGAAAUGAGGCUACUCAUGAUUCAACACGACCUUGUCAAAACGUUCCCAACACAUGUUGCUGAUCGAGUAAAGGCUUUGUCCAAAAAACACAAAAAAAUCCCCGUGCAUGAGUUUAAAAAACGAUUGGACUACAGGGGCGUAGUGACCCUUACAAUUGACCCCGCAGAUACACGAGACAUCGACGACGCUUUGAGCGUUGAAGAUAUUGGGGACUACCGCACCCGUAUCGGGGUUCACAUUGCUGACGUCACGCAUUUUGUUAAGAAGGAUGACUUUAUCGACAAAGAGGCCCGAGCACGAGGUGUCAGCUUUUAUCCUCCCAGUGAUCAACCACGCAUAUUCAUGCUACCGGAUGAACUCACAACAUCCAUGUGUAGUCUCGUCGAGGGGGAGGACAGGCUGGCACUUUCAGUAUUCUUCGAUUUUGAUCAAAAUGGAAACAUGCUUUCCGAACCUACCAUUAAGAGAACAGUAGUGAAAUCAAAACAGAAAUUAUCCUAUGAAGAAGCAGAGAUGAUACUGUGCGGGACAGGACUUGAAAAUGAAAUAAGCAACGCUUUAAAACAAUUACAUCACAUCGCAAGUAAAUGUCGCGCCCAGCGAUUGAAAGAGGGGUCUGCUUUUAACCAGUUUCAGGACAACGGUGCCCCUAUGGCUCACGUGACUGUGGAAGAAUUCAUGAUCUUGGCUAACGUGACCAUAGGUCGAUCCCUUGGCGAAUCAUUUCAGCAUGUUCUUCUAAGGGUGCAAGAUCCUCCUAUGGAUUUAGCUUUGCAAAUGUGGCAAAAGGAGUUUAACCAAGUAGCCAAGCACUCCGCUGCAUUGAAGAAAUACCGACUGAAAUAUGGUGCAAAUGCACCAUCUGGGUUAAAGCAGGUCCAACAGCAGGGGCAGUUGGGUACACUGUAUGUGAGGGAAGCAGUGUGGAAGAAAGCACUUGAGGUUUCCAGGAAGGGUGCUGGACAGGAACUUUUGGACAUAUUUUCCAGAGAACAUCACGUUCCAUUAAUAUACAGUGCACACUGGAAAAUUAACGAACUCCAACGACCGGCCCGAAUGGCGGCUUGCAGUUCCACCGCCAUCCCGUCCCAGGAUAAAGGGCACCACGGACUGAACAUGACGGACUACACUUGGUUUACGUCUCCGAUACGAAGAUACGUGGACAUCGUGGUCCACCGGUUUGUUCACGCCAUGCUUGACAAAUCAGUUGACACUCCACCGUAUUCACAAAAGGAAUUAGAAGACAUUUGCAAGGAGAUGAAUGCGCUCCACAGGAAAGCCAAGAAGUUCCACGGCGCGUGUGAACUCAUACAAUUCUGCCUCCAGUUGAAAGAGAACAAGACGAGCACCAUACUUCCAGUAGUUACUGCAUUGGACGAUUCCUUUAUACAACUAUGCCUACCGUGUUGUAAAGACAUCCCCUCGAGGCAUCUCAGACUGCGCUUUGGGUCUAUGGGCCUGAACCAGAGACCCAGUUUAGACAAAGGCACGGGUGCAGUUUUUCAGUUUUGUCCUCUCAGAUGGAAGAAGAGGUUAUAUGACAGGGUGGCAGUUCCAAAACCCCCGGGAGGGAAAAGACAAAAACAACGCGCCCAGGAUUGGCAUGAUGUUAACCCAAAUCAGUUCCUGACACCAAUGCCUGUAGGUGUGUGGGACGGCAUCAUUGAGGCUGUUAGCCAACAAAAUGCCCAGGCUCUUUCGACAUUGAUCAAGAUGAAACACAAAACUAUAGCUAACAUGGCUCAAAGGGAAAACGAACUUUUCAGUGCCAACAUAAACACCGAUGCCUAUCGCAAGAGUGACGGGACUAUCGCAAAUAAGGAAUCUAAGUUCCAGCUAAAAGUUACCCUUGGGACAGUUGUCCGAGUUCUAGCUCAGGCUAAGUUCCAUAGAGGAUCUCUUUGUCCCAGGCUGUCUCUAAUGAGCCUGUCGCCCAAUGUGCACAUCUGCUUAAAACACCACGACGACCCUGUGGCCUGUUUUUGUGACAUUUCCCCAGUAAAACCUUUAGAUGAGACAUAUACAGACGAGAAGACCUAUCAGUCGACUCUAAUCCCUCUACUGCAGAUAGAGGGCGCACAAGCGGCUGUCAUAGACGAAGUUUCUUUGACCGUCAGUAACGUGAGAGUGUCGUGGAUGAAGAAAAAUGCGAACUGGUAUGGGAGCGUAGUGCUAGGAGACACCUUCUGCGAAGACCGGGGUAUCAGGCUCUCCUCCAGCCAGGAAGAUGACGGUGAUGCAGCUGCUAACCCUGAUAGAAUAGUAGACACCGGCGAGUACAGAGGGUAUGUGUGCAUUGUAUACCGCAACCUUCCGCCUGACUCCCAAUGCGUCAGUGACAGUGGUGCUACUGGCGAUUGCCCCAUUGACCAUCAGUCUACUCAUAGCGAGCCAUCAUCUAGAAGCAUCUGUUUGCCGCAGUACAACUCAGACGCAGAGUCCACGUGGUUGGGACACGGUCUGAUUGUGCAUGUUAGACGCAGGGACAAGAGGGUGGUUUUUAAACUCCUUGAUGGCAUCAUUCCGGAGACGAUCGAGUCCAAAAGCAAUCCGAAAUUAGCCACAGUAGAAUUCCUGGACAGAAUAAUGCCGUCCAUACGAAUGGAAAAUGCGGUGCGCAGUCUUGGUGAAGCAACCAUUUUGGCCAGAAAUAUUGCUUUGGGUAAAGCCGACCUUAGAGAUGUGAUUAACGAUAGAGACUGGAAAGAUGUAGAGGCAUUUUUCUACCUCCACGAGGAAGACCCAAAGAAGAGGAUGGAGAGGGAAAGGAAAAAAAGAAGAGAGCCGUCUCGCGUGAAACCUGAAGACCUUCUUGACAGAAGAACUAGAUAUUCUAAAGGGCGUUAUUUGGAGAAUUAUCUUCCGAGAGCCAAUAAGAGACAAAGGGAAGCGGUGAUAUCUGCCAUAAUGAAGCCAUUCUCACUGAUUCAGGGACCACCAGGCACAGGCAAAACGCUUACAGGUAUCCGUCUGGCCUACUUAUUCGUAGAAUGGAAUCGCAGAAACUCCCCAGAAGAAAGAAAACAUGUGCUGUAUUGUGGACCGUCUAACAAAUCAGUUGAUGUGGUUGCAGAUUUCUUCAAAAAGAAAUUUACCCCACAACAAUAUGACCCAAACGACGAACGACCCAGCAUCUGCCCAAAAAUCCUUCGAGUAUACGGGAAGAGCUUGGUUAAUCGCGACUUUCCUAUUCCCAAAGAACCGGAUCUACUGCGAGGAAAGGAUGCCGUUUCUACUGAAAGACACAAGGAUAUCGCCCUACACCAUUUAAUUCGUUCCAAGGGAACUAAAAUAUCUAAAGACAUUUUAGAACUGGAUGCCAAAUUUAAAUCUUAUUUCAAAGACCCUGUAAAGAAUGACGUUUCUCUUGAAAUAAUAAACCACUACAAACGGCUCGUGGCGCAAGCAGAAGAGGAUGAAAUAAAGCAACAUGACGUCAUUCUAUGCACGUGCACCACGGCCGGAAGUAAAGCCGUUCUAAGAUCAGGGAUCAUAGAGCAAAGCAUUGUGGAUGAAAGCGGCAUGUGUGUUGAGCCUGAUUGUCUCGUACCCAUCGUGCACUCAAAAGCCAAGCAAAUCGUGCUUAUUGGAGACCACAAGCAACUAAGACCGAUAGUAUUAAAUCAGCUUGCGCGGGACAUGGGAUUGGAAAGGUCUUUGUUUGAGAGAUAUGCUACGCAGUUUCCUAAGCAAACAAUCAUGCUGAACAAACAGUACAGAAUGCAUCCAGAUAUAUGCGACUUUCCGUCGAGUGAAUUUUACGAUGGCCAACUGUAUAGUCCGCCUGUGCUGAGGUUUGCCAGUGACCCGAUGUUCAGGGAUUUCACCCCAGCAGCCGAGGUUCUUUGGCCUAGAAUAAGACAAGGUCCAAUGCUGAUAGAAGACAAACGCUUCGUGAUGUGCCACGUAGAGGGCGAGGAGGAGAGCCUGGUUAUUUCGACACCAGAGGGCGGAGAAAUGUCCAAGAAAAAUAAGGCUGAGAUACAGGAAGUUGAACGCAUCUACAGCAUCUUGGUGAGCAAGACAUCCCUGAACUUAUCCAAAGCGAACAUCAUGGUACUGUCUCAAUACAGGGCGCAAGUCAACGGGAUCGAGAAGGCGCUAAAAGAACGACAUGGCGAGGGGGUUCAAGUGAGCACAGUGGUGGCUAGUCAGGGUGGAGAAUGGGACAUCGUCAUUUUCAGUACCGUCCGCUCCAUCCCAGAGUAUCAGAUUGUACAAAGGCCGACCAAGGGCUGGUGUAAAGUCAACCUUGGCUUUAUAACAGAUGACCAUCAGAUUAACGUGGCACUUACUCGCCCCAGAAGGUUCCUGAUUAUCAUUGGGAACAAGCAGCUACUUAAAUGUGAUCCCACUUUUAAAAAACUGAUAGCACAUUAUGAAGAAAACGGGAGAGUCAAAGAUGCUGGCGAAUUUCUUCCAAGGGGCAUUAAAGGAACACCAUUUUACAAGAAAUUGCCUCCGAGGUUGCAAAGGAAGCUUGACGCUGGGGAGUAUUAUCAAGAAGAAAGACAACGCUCAGACGAUGGAGAUAACGAAGUAAAAUUUGAGGAUGAAGAGGGGCUUUGAAAGACACUUUCUAACGUGUGGCUUCCAAAGUGUAAUUUUUACGGCUUCUGGGCUGGUACCUUUCUUAUGAUCAUGGUGUUUGAAAUAGUAUAACGAUCUACGAGUACAAAAAAAGCGCAGGAAGUUUGGUAAUUGACGUUUAGAUUGACGCGAAACGACACCUGUUAAGUAUCACAUUUUUACACCUUAUUCUGAUGAUACAGUGUUAUACUGGGAAAAAGAAUGAGGGUUUUGCACGGUCGUUUCAUAAUAGUAAGUCACGUCAGCCCAUGCAGGAUGUGAUCAGAUUACUAAGGCGUUCUCAUUCAUAUUUUAAAUAGAAAAAUUAGACUUAAAGAGGGGAACAUUAAAAACGCCGAGUUACAAGGCUUUGUUGCUAUUAUUAUAACUUUUUAAAUCAUGAUUUAGGUAAACGACAGGGGUUUAUAUCGAUUCUAAUGAAAAACAGAUCUCCAACAUUACUUAGUCUCGUUUAUUCGAUAUUCGGACUAUUGACACUUUUGUUGUACAAUCAGCAGUUAUAAGCUGGUUAACUUUAAAUUUAAUUGUGUACUAAAUGGAUGUCCACAUUGGUAGGAUUAAAUAUUACAUCACAUGCAGAGUAUUUAGCCAUGACUUUCAAUCUUUCCACGUUAAAUUUACCACAUAACUUCAAUUCUCUUGCAGCUGCACUGGAUACCAGCUUGGUCUAGGUUUUUAUUUAAAAUUUGAGUUUAAACUCAUAUUGCAUUUUAAAAUCUGAUAUGUAUAACUAACAUUGGUUAAACAUCAUGACACAAAAGAACCAUAACAAUCAUUUUAAAAGCAGUUCAUGUUAAAAUGCAUUGACUGAAAAACAAAUGUUGAUGUUUUUAAACAGUAUUAUUAUUUUUAUUUUAAUCUUACUUUAAAUACUUUAAAGAUUUUACUUUAAAUUACUAUUUCAGCAGUCAAACUUUCUGGCAUAUAUCAUCUUUCUUAUUUAUAAACGUUCAUGAAUUUGUUAUAAAAUCUACUCAACAUGAUAUAGAUUCCAGACAUUAAAUACUUAAAAAAUAUCUAUUGUUAUCAUUAUUUGUAGUUGUAGUUGUACAAGUCAUA